GAGAGAGAGAGAGAGAGAGAGAGAGAGAGAGAGAGCACUCUCAUUAAAAGACGAUCUAUGGUUUGACAGCCUCAGUGCUGCUCCUGCUGCUGCUUCUGUUACUGCGGCUGUGUGGUCUGUCAUGAGUUGAAAAGGGAUGUGAGGGUUUAGAGGAACUGCCGCUCUGAAGACUGAGCCUCUCUCUGCUGAGUGGUCUUCCUGCCAGACAGGCUGGACAAGAUUUCCUCUGCACGAUUGGAAACUUGGACCUAUUAGCACUUCAUCUACCCAGAGAAGCAAGCAGCGUGACAGAGUGCAGAGGGGAAAGAACUACCGAGAAAAACAAACAAACAAAAAGGUGAAGGCUGGAAAGAUGUUUUAAAGAGUCUCUGUGUCAGAGAAUCUUCAAGCCACUGAAAAUGGAGAAUGAUACCAUCAGCGAACUGAACCAAACCGAGCUCCAGCCACAAACAGCUGUGGCCCUGGAGUACCAGGUGGUCACCAUCUUACUUGUGGUCAUUAUUUGUGGACUGGGCAUUGUGGGCAACAUCAUGGUAGUCCUGGUGGUCAUGAGAACGAAGCACAUGAGAACCCCUACAAACUGCUACCUGGUGAGUUUAGCUGUGGCAGAUCUCAUGGUUCUGGUGGCUGCAGGCCUCCCCAACAUAACCGACAGCAUCUAUGGUUCCUGGGUCUAUGGCUAUGUUGGAUGCCUCUGCAUUACAUAUCUCCAGUACUUAGGAAUUAAUGCAUCCUCAUGUUCAAUAACGGCCUUUACCAUUGAGAGGUACAUAGCAAUCUGUCACCCUAUCAAAGCCCAGUUUCUCUGCACAUUUUCCAGAGCCAAAAAAAUCAUUAUCUUUGUCUGGACCUUCACAUCUAUUUACUGUAUGCUCUGGUUCUUCCUGCUGGAUCUCAAUAUCAGCACCUACAAAGAUGCUAUUGUGGUAUCCUGUGGCUACAAGAUCUCCAGGAACUACUACUCACCUAUUUACCUAAUGGACUUUGGUGUCUUUUAUGUCGUGCCAAUGAUUGUGGCCACUGUGCUUUAUGGAUUUAUAGCUAGAAUCCUCUUCUUAAACCCCAUUCCUUCAGACCCUAAAGAAAACUCUAAGAUGUGGAAAAAUGACUCAAUCCAUCAGAACAAGAAUUUGAAUUUAAAUGCUACCAACAGAUGUUUCAACAGCACUGUAUCUUCCAGGAAGCAGGUCACCAAGAUGCUCGCAGUGGUUGUAAUUCUGUUUGCCCUUUUAUGGAUGCCCUACAGGACUCUUGUGGUUGUCAACUCAUUUCUCUCCAGCCCUUUCCAGGAAAAUUGGUUCUUGCUCUUUUGCAGAAUUUGCAUUUAUCUCAAUAGUGCCAUCAACCCAGUGAUUUACAACCUCAUGUCUCAGAAAUUUCGUGCAGCCUUCAGGAAGCUCUGCAAUUGCAAGCAGAAGCCCACAGAGAAAGCUGCUAACUACAGUGUGGCCCUAAAUUACAGUGUCAUCAAGGAGUCAGACCGCUUCAGCACAGAGCUAGAUGACAUCACUGAAACGUAUGUGUCAACCACAAAAGUGUCAUUUGAUGACACCUGCUUGGCCUCUGAGAACUAAAGAAGGCUAUAAAGAACCCUGUAAUGUCCUCCAUGUAUGUUUAUUUCACAAUUAUGAUUUCAAAUAGUUCAGCAACAGAUGUCACCAGGCGAGUUCCAUACUUGGAAGUAGUUCACUAUUAAGAUUUUCAGUAACUUAGGAACUACAUCAAGUGUCAAGUUAAAUCUAUAGCAUUCUUAAUUCAAAACUCAAAUAAUCUUCUUUGACAGGAGUGAUCAUGGAUAUUUGUAUUCAAUGUUGUCAUGUCAAAAAAUAUGUAAAUAGCAUUCUUUUAUACCAAGCAAAUUCAUGCUAACCAAAUAGAAUAUGUUUAAUUCAUAUUUUAAGAAUUAUAUCU
Mastomys coucha (southern multimammate mouse) is the source of this 1911-nucleotide messenger RNA. It is a transcript of the gene Trhr, whose product is annotated as thyrotropin releasing hormone receptor. The coding region runs from base 399 to 1574 and encodes 391 amino acids. The record is from RefSeq and is a predicted model, not a curated record. Gene Ontology annotation, biological process: phospholipase C-activating G protein-coupled receptor signaling pathway. Lineage: Eukaryota; Metazoa; Chordata; Mammalia; Rodentia; Muridae. Gene Ontology annotation, cellular component: membrane. The transcript is spliced from 4 exons. Gene Ontology annotation, molecular function: thyrotropin-releasing hormone receptor activity.